AAGGAGCAGAGCUCUUUCAGUUGGGACUGGGGCCCCUCGUUCCCAACGAUGGGACUGUGGAAGGGAGUUCGACUGGAGGCGUUUGAUGUCCUGCAGCUCCUCCAGGUUUCCUCUGUUCCUCUACACAGUCUCAGCCUCUCUCAGUGGAGAGUCCAGGUUGAGCUUCUCGUCGAUGCUGUCCAGACAACUAACGGGCAAAUCGUUCUCUCCAUACCUGAGCUGGACUCUGAGCAGAUCCUCCAGACACAGUUCCUCCCAGGAAAGACCAAGAACAGCUUCACCUUAAACAUCAACACGAGCAGCCAGGUGAAGCUGUGGUGGCCCAACGGACACGGAGACCAACCCUCUUACCAUCUCACUGUCAGAGGCUUUCAGGGGCGGGUCUUGAUCCUGAACACAGAGUCUAAGGUGUAUUUCCGCUCGGUAGAACUUGUCCAGGAGCCGGUUGUCGGCUCUCCCGGCUUGAGCUUUUAUUUCCGCAUCAAUGGGAAACCAAUUUUCCUCAAAGGCUCUAACUGGAUCCCGGCCCACUCCUUCCAGGACCAGGUGACUCCUGCUGUCUUAAGGAACCUGUUGCAGUCAGCCGUGGAUGUGAGCAUGAACGCGCUCAGGGUCUGGGGAGGAGGAGUGUACGAGCAGGACCUCUUCUACAGCUUGUGUGAUGAGAUGGGGAUCAUGGUUUGGCAGGACUUCAUGUUCGCCUGCGCUCUGUAUCCCACUGAGGACGACUUCAUACAGACAGUCAGAGAAGAAGUCGUCCAACAGGUUCAGCGUCUCAAGUCUCAUCCCUCCAUCAUCACCUGGAGCGGGAACAACGAAAACGAAGCUGCUCUGGCGACAGACUGGUUCAACAUCCCAGCUCCUCAGAGAGCUGCGUACCUGAGAGACUAUGUGACGCUGUAUGUGAACAACAUCAGGGCGCUCGUUCAAGAGGUGAGAGUCACGUUAUAUCAGUGGUGAGCCGUCAGGGCCUGCAAGGCCUUCUCUGCUGGCCUAAACAGAAUCACAAAGUUAUAUC
Anarrhichthys ocellatus (wolf-eel) is the source of this 1018-nucleotide messenger RNA. Its product is annotated as beta-mannosidase-like. The transcript has 7 exons. The annotation marks the transcript as partial. Lineage: Eukaryota; Metazoa; Chordata; Actinopteri; Perciformes; Anarhichadidae. Gene Ontology annotation, biological process: carbohydrate metabolic process; glycoprotein catabolic process. The record is from RefSeq and is a predicted model, not a curated record. Gene Ontology annotation, molecular function: beta-mannosidase activity.